GUGGGGCUCACACAGGCUGGGGCACUCGGGCCUCCUCGUGGGCACUCCUGCAGCUGCCACCCCAGCGGAGCCCUGCCGAGGGCCUAGGCCUUCUCCCUUGUGUGCCCUGCCUGGGGACCAGGAGGCCCGCAGCCCUGCUCCCAGCCAGUGCCCUCUCCUGCCCAUGGGGACACUCGUGGCCAAACUGCUGCUGCCCACCCUCAGCAGCCUGGCCUUUCUCCCCACUGUCAGUGUGGCGGCCAAGAGGCGUUUCCACAUGGAGGCCAUGGUCUACCUCUUCACCAUGUUCUUCGAGGCGCUCCACCACACCUGUGAGGGGCCCGGCCUGUCGGUGCUCUGCUUCCUGCGCCAGGAUCUCCUGCAGUACUUCAGCAUCUACGGGACGGCGCUGAGCAUGUGGGUCUCCCUGAUGGCGCUGGCCGACUUUGACGAACCUCAGAGGUCAACGUUUGUGAUGCUUGGCGUCCUGACCAUCGCCGUGCGGACCUACCACGACCGCUGGGGUUAUGGGGUGUACUCGGGCCCCAUCGGCAUGGCCGUCCUGGUCAUCGCAGCCAAGUGGCUGCAGAAGAUGAAGGAGAAGAAGGGCUUGUACCCCGACAGGAGCGUCUACGCCCAGCAGAUAGGCCCUGGCCUCUGCUUUGGAGCGCUGGCCCUGAUGUUGCGCUUCUUCUUUGAGGAUUGGGACUACACCUAUGUCCAUAGCUGCUACCACUGUGCCCUGGCCAUGUCCUUCUUCCUGCUGCUGCCCAAGGUCAACAAGAAGGCUGGAAAUGCAGGGCCCCCGGCCAAGCUGGACUUCUCCACGCUUUGUUGCACUUGUAUCUGAUCACACUGCCCAGCUCCAAGCCCUGCCCUCCUGUUUAGGGACCAGAGUCCCACAGACUCUCCUGGGGUCCUCCUGUCCUUCCCACCCGGGGUGUCCAGGAGGAACAGUCUCUCCCACAUCCUGAGAGACCCGCAGGGUGGCGAGACCCUCCAGGCUCUGCUACCUGUUCACUCUGCCGACUCUGUGCUCAGCGCUGCGCUGGGAGGAAAGGAACUUUCCCUCUGAAGCUCAUGACCCACGGGUGCACCUGAUGACCCUGAGGCCAGUGUCUGUCCUCCCCGUCCCUCCCCUCUUCACCUAUGGUGGCUAGGGCCCACUGCUUUCCACAAAGGGGGCUGCCAGCACCCUUGGAGGCCAUGCCCACCAAGGAGACUGAUAUCGCCUCUAUUAUCCCUGUGCCCAGGCUCUGAGUGGCCCCAUUUAGGACACUGGGCCAGGCCUGCCCCUCUGUCCACCCCUCCAGCCGGGUUCUGGAUCAAGCUGUCUCAAUGACAAUAAUCAACAAGAAGCUCCCAA
Molecule: messenger RNA, 1345 nt
Organism: Marmota monax (woodchuck)
Lineage: Eukaryota; Metazoa; Chordata; Mammalia; Rodentia; Sciuridae
Gene: Mymk
Product: myomaker, myoblast fusion factor
Exons: 5
Coding region: 164-829 (221 amino acids)
Cellular component (GO): plasma membrane
Source: RefSeq, a predicted model, not a curated record